AUGUCUCUCGAAUCAAAUUUUGUGAAGGCAGAAUUACAAGAAGCUGUAACGUAUGGUGAGUCUGCAAUGUUUGAUAGUGACUUGGUAAAAUCUGAACCACGGGAUGCUGAAAUGUUUCAUACUUACUCCAUUAACAACUUGAACUCAAUGGAUGGCGACGGUUAUAACAAAAGCAUUGGUGAUCAUAGGCGAAUGAAGAUGGAAGAUGAUAUCGAUAUUUUUUACGAAGAUCUCAAGUGUGAGGUUGAUAAUGAAGAAAACCUAUCAAACUAUAUGCGUGAUGAAGAUUUGAACCAAGAUGUGAAGCCAUUUUUUUCGGAACGUGCUAGACAAGGGGCAGACAUGUUUGGUACUGACGCCUCUACCUACCUCAACUCAAUGAAUGACAACAAAUUCCAUGGUGAUCACGGACAAAUGGAGAUGGAAGAUGAAAUCGACAUUGUUUACGAAGAUCUCAAGUAUGGGGUUGAGAAUGGAAAAUACUUCUCUUAUAAUAUUUUAGCUCAGGACUCAACCCAGGAUGUUGACCCACUUCUUUUGGAUCCUGCUACACAAUCGAACCUAAAGAGUCUUCCUGGUGGGGGAUCAUUCAGGUGUGAUAUUUGUUUGAAGUACUUCGCUAAGUCUAAUGUACUGAGAAUUCACCUACGAGUUCAUACUGGAGAGAAACCAUUCCAUUGUAAUUUCUGCCCGAUGUCAUUCGCUCAGAGUGGUACUUUGAAGAAUCACGAAAGGAGACAUACUGGAGAAAGACCGUUUCGUUGUGAAAUUUGCAGCAAAUCUUUCACUAGAAGUCAUGUAUUGAAGAUUCACGAAAUGAGUCAUACUGAUGAGAGGCCUUUCCAGUGUCAAACCUGUUCGGAAUCUUUUACUCGAAGUGGCGAUUUGAAAAUUCACGAAAGAAUUCAUUCUGGAGGGAAACUGUUUCGGUGUACGAUGUGUCCAAGAUUUUUUACUCAAAGCUGUUAUCUGACAAUUCAUGAAAGGACACAUACCGGAGAGAAACCGUUUCAGUGUGAGAAAAUGUCUCUCGUAUCAAAUUCUGUGAAAACUGAACCACAAGAUGCUGGAAUGUUUCCAACUGAAUUCAUUAACAACUUGAACUCAAUGGAUGGGGACGUUUAUAACAAAAGCAUUGGCGAUCAUAGGCGAAUGAAGAUGGUAGAUGAUAACGAUAUUUUUUACGAAGAUCUCAAGUGUGAGGUUGAUAAUAAAGAAAACCUAUCAAACUAUAUGCGUGGUGAAGACUUGAACCAAGAUGUGAAGCCAUUUUUUUCGGAACCUGCUAGACAAGGAGCAGACAUGUUUGGUACUGACACCUCUACCUACCUCAACUCAAUGAAUGACACCAAAUUCCAAGGUGAUCACGGACAAAUGAAGAUGGAAGAUGAAAUCGACAUUGUUUACGAAGAUCUCAAGUAUGGGAUUAAGAAUGAAGAGUACUUCUCUUACAAUAUUCCAGCUCAGGACUCAACCCAGGAUGUGGACCCGCUUCUUUUGGAUCGUGAAACACAAUCGAACUUGAAGAGUCUCCCUGGUGGGGGAUCAUUCAGGUGUGAUAUUUGUUUGAAGUACUUCGCUAAGUCUAAUGUACUGAGAAUUCACCUACGAGUUCAUACUGGAGAGAAACCAUUCCAUUGUAAUUUCUGUCCGAUGUCAUUCGCUCAGAGUAGCACUUUGAAGAACCACGAAAGGAGACAUACUGGAGAAAGGCCGUUUCGUUGUAAAAUUUGCAGCAAAUCUUUCACUAGAAGUCAUGAAUUGAAAAUUCACGAAAUGGGUCAUACUGAUGAGAGGCCUUUCCAGUGUAAAACUUGUUCGGAAUCUUUUACUCGAAGUGGCGAUUUGAAAAUUCACGAAAGAAUUCAUUCUGGAGAGAAACUGUUUCGGUGUACGAUGUGUCCAAGAUUUUUUACUCAAAGCUGUUAUCUGACAAUACAUGAAAGGACACAUACCGGAGAGAAACCGUUUCAAUGUGAGAUUUGUUCAAAAUCUUUCACUCGAAGUGGAGAUUUGAUAUCAGCACAAUGUAGCAGCUUUCAACAAUAUGAUUCACAUACUGAUAAAUCUGAUCUUGUGAGAGGCGACUUUCAAUAA
Leptinotarsa decemlineata (Colorado potato beetle) is the source of this 2097-nucleotide messenger RNA. Its product is annotated as zinc finger protein 436-like. NCBI's taxonomy places the organism in Eukaryota, Metazoa, Arthropoda, Insecta, Coleoptera, Chrysomelidae. The record is from RefSeq and is a predicted model, not a curated record.